Molecule: messenger RNA, 969 nt
Organism: Merops nubicus (carmine bee-eater)
Lineage: Eukaryota; Metazoa; Chordata; Aves; Coraciiformes; Meropidae
Product: histamine N-methyltransferase A-like
Exons: 8
Coding region: 1-969 (322 amino acids)
Molecular function (GO): N-methyltransferase activity
Source: RefSeq, a predicted model, not a curated record
AUGGAGCCAGCCCCGGAGAUGAAGAGGACUAGGUUCCCCAGCAUGAACUUUGAAGCAGAGAUUCUGACAGCUCCACAUGAUAAUUCUGAGCUAUAUGUGAUCCCCUCCAUGCGAAGUCUCACAGAUGAGGAGUAUGUAGAGGCCUUUAAGUCAUUUUUGGAUCAUUCAACAGAGCACCAGUGCAUGGACGAGUUCAACAAGGAGGAAAUGCCCAACAUCGUGGCUGGUCUCAGCAAUGGAAAAUCGACUAUAAGUGUUCUGGGCAUUGGAAGUGGCACAGGUGAGCAGGAUUUGAAAAUGAUCAGGAUACUGCAGGCUGUGCACCCAGGGGUCCUUAUUGACAACGAAAUUGUGGAGCCCAACCCACAGCACGUGGCAGCUUACAAAGAAUUGGUGAAUCAAGCUCCAGACCUGCAGAAUGUCUCUUUUAUUUGGCACCAGCUCACUUCCUCGGAGUAUGAACAACAGGUGAAAGACAAAGGGGUACACAAGAAAUUUGACUUCAUCCAUAUGAUCCAGAUGCUGUACCGUGUGGAGGAUAUUCCCAAUACUAUCAAAUUUUUCCACAGCUGCCUCAACCAUCAUGGUAAACUCCUGAUCAUAAUUUUAUCAGACAGUAGUGGAUGGGCCAGCUUGUGGAAGAAGUACAGACACUGCUUGCCUGCCACCGACAGCGGCCACUACAUCACCUGCAACGGCAUCACGGACGUUCUGAAGAGACUCGGGGUCGAGUUCUGUGUCCAUGAGUUCCCCUCGGGCUGGGAUAUCACCAAGUGCUUUAUCGAGGGGGACCCGGCUGGGAGCCUGAUGAUGGAUUUCCUGACAGGGACAAAGAGCUUCCUGGACACCGCCCCCCUGGGGCUGCGGCAGCGCCUGCAGGAGGCUCUCUGCCAGCCCGAGUGCAGCACCAAAAAGGACGGGAGGAUCAUCUUCAGGAACAACUUGAGUAUGAUUGUGGUUGAAUCCUAG